AAAAACCUCUUGCCAUGACAAACUGGAGCAAAAACAAACACAGCAGAAAUGAAUAAUAAAGCAUUUCUCCUUCUUCUCUCUCUCGUCCUCCCUCUCUAUGUGAUUGCUGUGGCACGUGUAGGCGGUUGGAGUCCCAUCAGCGAUGUUACAGACCCUCUCGUCGUAGAGAUUGGUGUAUUCGCCGUCUCCGAGUACAACAAACAGAGCAAGUCAGGACUCAAGUUCGUGACGGUUGUUAGUGGCGAGUCUCAAGUAGUGGCAGGGACUAAUUACCGGCUUCUUCUGACGGUGGAUGGUGGUACGAGACCAUUGUAUGGGAGCAGCCGUGGCUGAAAUCGAUGAAUCUCACUUCCUUUAAGCCCGCCAUGUAAUAGAUCUUAUAAAACUGUAAAAACUGGAAUUAAUGUAGUUUCUGUAGUACUAUCUGUUUUUUAAGUUUCAAGUUGUUAUGGUAAAGAAAGUGUGUGAGGCAGAUGAAGAAAUGGUAGUUUAAUUUAUUGAACAAGUUGGUUGACACAU
Messenger RNA from Eruca vesicaria subsp. sativa (arugula), 519 nucleotides. The record is from the annotation of a GenBank genome assembly. NCBI's taxonomy places the organism in Eukaryota, Viridiplantae, Streptophyta, Magnoliopsida, Brassicales, Brassicaceae.